AUGACCGACCAUCCUCCUGACUUCUCCCGCACCGCCAACGACGCAGUGUCGCGACUGCACGACUACCAGGCGCAGAAUCCUCUUCGCGUCACGACUGGACCAAGGGGCUACUCAACUUCUCCGUCGCCCGGUCUAGCUUCCCCGUCCAUGUCUCCAACCACAUCCGUACGCCAGCUAUCGCCGCCUUCCCCGAGGGUUCCCAGCUUCCAGCCUUCGCGUAUGGCUAUACCUCCAACAGCGUACGCUCAUUCUCACACCACUGCGCAGCAUGCUCUGCCGAAAGGUCCCCCGCCCAUUAUCGGCACGCAGUCGAAGUCGCCAUCCCCGCCGUAUGCUCCGCCGACAGUUCACAUGCCCAUUAUUGGUACACAAUCGAAGUCGCCAUCCCCUACGUUCGCUCCACCGACAGGUCACAUGCCCGUCAUUGGUACGCAGUCCAAGUCGCCAUCCCCAGAGCCAUCACCAGGACCGUAUGUGCCGCAGAUCUAUCGCGAGCCGCUCACUUGUCUCACGCGCGAGAUGCUCUACGAUCGCAUAUACCUAGUUCUCCGGGAUACCUUGACUAUCUGGUGGGCGGAGAAUCCGGUGGCAAUACAUCGUCUAGUCUACUAUCUGUCCGACUAUGUCAUCGAUCUUGGCGUACACGGUAUCUUCGGUCCCAAUGGUAUACAGUCACUCUGGCAACUCUGCAUGACCAUAGGACAUGAGGGCAGACGUAGCUAUGUGUGUCUGGCUGUCCACCCGGAACACGGCCGCACUGGGGGUCCCACGAUCGUUCUCAAGGGCAACCUGACCGAAAAGGAGGGGAAUGACCCGUUGGUAGACGAGGAGGUCUUCGGAUUGGCCAAGGACGGUUUUGAGAAGGCCGCUAUGGACUUGCAUGCAAUGAUCCUUGCCAAAUCUCCAAGGACUUAG
This is a messenger RNA of Alternaria ventricosa, 915 nucleotides long. RefSeq lists its product as uncharacterized. The record is from RefSeq and is a predicted model, not a curated record. The transcript has 2 exons. Bases 1 to 915 code for a protein of 304 amino acids. NCBI's taxonomy places the organism in Eukaryota, Fungi, Ascomycota, Dothideomycetes, Pleosporales, Pleosporaceae.